CUCUUGUUGUUCUCACUGUGCGUGCGUGCAGCUCUCGUGGGCGCUCUCUCUCUCUCUCGCUCUCUAUCUUUAAAACCAACAGAUCGCUCAACACGUGGGCACAAGUUAAAACAGCAAAAACAAAUUAAUAACAUUUUGUGUAUAAACGUGCGCAGUUUUUGAUUGCUUUGUUAGGAAUUUUGCAAAGCAAAAACAGAAAAGUAUAUAAAAAAUGUCGCAUAGCGUGUUGGUCAUUGGAAGCGGCGGACGCGAACACGCCAUCUGUUGGAAACUCAAUCAAUCACCACAAGUGGCGCAGAUCUAUGCGCUUCCCGGCAGCUUUGGCAUUUCUCAGCUGUCCAAGUGCCAGAAUCGUGCUGAUGUUUUGGAUGCGAAGGAUUUUGAGGCCAUUGCCAAGUGGUGUAAGCUAAACAAUAUCUCGCUGGUUUCCGUGGGACCCGAAGAACCAUUAGGGUUGGGCAUAGGCGAUGUACUACGACAAGCGGGCAUCGCUUGCUUUGGCCCCGGCAAACAAGGUGCUCAAAUCGAGGCGGAUAAAAAGUGGUCCAAGGACUUUAUGCUUAGACAUGGCAUUCCAACGGCAAGAUAUGAGAGUUUCACGGAUGUGGUUAAAGCCAAGAAGUUUAUACGCAGCGCACCCUAUGCCGCUCUGGUGGUCAAGGCAGCUGGUCUGGCGGCCGGCAAAGGCGUUGUAGUUGCCGCCAAUGCGGAUGAGGCUUGUCAGGCUGUCGAUGACAUUCUAGGCAAUCUUAAGUAUGGCCAGGCAGGCGCCACUCUGGUGGUUGAGGAGCUUCUGGAGGGCGAGGAGGUUUCACUGCUGGCCUUUACCGAUGGCAACACGAUCCAGGCGAUGCUUCCAGCUCAGGAUCAUAAGCGUAUUGGAACUGGCGAUACGGGACCCAAUACUGGCGGCAUGGGCGCCUAUUGCCCCUGUCCAUUGAUCAGUAAACAGGCCUUAGAGCUGGUCCAACGUGCUGUUCUGGAACGUGCCAUUAAGGGAUUGUCCCAGGAACGUAUUCCCUAUCAGGGAGUUCUCUAUGCGGGUCUCAUGCUGACACGCGAUGGUCCCCGUGUCCUGGAGUUCAACUGUCGCUUCGGUGAUCCCGAAACUCAGGUUAUACUCUCUCUACUGGAGUCCGACUUGUUUGAGGUUAUGCAGGCCUGUUGCAGUGGCACCCUCAACAAGUUAACCUUGCAGUGGCGCAACAAUCUAAGUGCCGUGGGUGUGGUCGUGGCCAGUGCUGGUUAUCCGGAAACAUCAACCAAAGGAUGCCCAAUUCAAGGCUUUCCCGAUACCAUUAAAGACAACCGACUGAUUUUGCACAGUGCUAUAGCCGUAAAUGCGGAUAAGAAGCCGAUAACAAAUGGAGGUCGUGUGCUCAUUGCGAUCGCAUUGGAUGCCGAUCUAAGGGAAGCAGCAGCUCAAGCAACCAAAAUGGCGGCUGGCAUCAGAUUUGAGGGAUCGACAACACAAUAUCGCACGGAUAUUGCACAAAAGGCAUUCAAAAUGGUGUCAACUCCAUCGCUCAGUUAUAAGGACAGUGGCGUGGAUAUCGAUGCUGGCGAUGCUUUAGUUCAACGCAUCAAACCACUUUCCCGUGGCACCCAACGUCCUGGCGUUCUUGGUGGUUUGGGUGGCUUCGGUGGACUUUUUCGGAUCAAGGAUCUGAGUUACAGUCAACCCAUCAUUGCGGAAACAACUCAGGGAGUGGGUGCCAAAAUUCAGCUGGCCCUGCAUCAUGAACUCUACGAUCACAUUGGCUACGAUCUCUUUGCCAUGGCUGCCAAUGAUCUGCUGGAAUUUGGGGCUGAGCCGGUUGCAUUUUUGGACUACAUUGCCUGCGGCAAGCUGCAGGUUCCGCUGGCCGCACAGCUUGUCAAGGGGAUGGCCGAUGGCUGUCGGGAUGCUCGAUGCGCUCUCGUAGGUGGUGAGACCGCUGAAAUGCCCUCUCUUUAUAAGCCUGGUCAGUACGACAUGGCCGGCUAUUGUGUGGGUCUCGUUGAGGAGUCACGUGUGCUGCCACGCUUCGAUCUGUAUCAGCCGGGUGAUCUCCUGGUGGGUCUACCAUCAUCCGGACUGCACUGUGCUGGAUUUAAUGAAAUCUUGACCCGUCUGGACGGGGUGAAUCUCAAGGAAUCCUCCCCAGUGGCUGGCGCCCAUCGUGGACUCAGUUUGGCCCAGGUGCUUGGCGCUCCAACGCAACUGUAUGUGCAACAAUUGUUGCCACAUCUGCAGGCUGGUGAGAUUAAAGGCGUGACACAUGUGACCCAUGGAUUGCUUAAUGAUGUGGCACGAUUGGUGCCCAAGGAAUUUGAGGUGGUGUUGGACUUUGGUGCAGUGCCCAUACCACAGAUCUUUGGCUGGCUAGCGGGUCGACUUCAGCUCAGUGCGGAUGCGUUGCUGGAGCGGCACAAUUGCGGCAUUGGCAUGCUGCUGGUGCUGCCCCGGUCAAAUAAUGAAAUGUGGCGUCAAACCUUGCCUGGCGCCAAGGUGCUCGGCGUGUUGCAACAACACAAGGAAAGUCAAAAUUCACCACGUCUCCGUAUGCGCAACUUUAAGGAACAGUUGGAGAAAUUGGCCAAACCAUUUGGUGGUUUGGGAGACCAACAACUGCUCCCGGAGGGAUUAGAACACGCGAAGCCAUCCUCGCCAGCGACGCGUGACAAUUGCUUUGAGAAUGCGGCAGGUCGUCGUCUCACCCGUCUGCCUGAUCACUACAAGGAUCCCAUACUCAUUCUAGGCACCGAUGGCGUCGGCACCAAGCUAAAGAUUGGCCAACAAAUCGGCCGCAACGACAGCGUCGGCAUCGAUCUGGUUGCCAUGUGUGUCAACGAUAUACUCUGCAAUGGCGCCCAACCCAUGAGCUUCUCCAGUUACUACGCCUGCGGCAAGUGGCAACAGGAUUUGGCCGACAAGGUUGUGGCAGGCGUCAACGAAGGUAUACAGCAGGCGGAGAGCAGCUUUAUAGGUUCCCACACAGCCGACAUGCCUUUGUUGUAUGAACCGCAGGUUUAUGACCUCGCCGGCUUUGCGCUGGGCAUUGCGGAGAAAGCCGGAAUCUUGCCGAGAAUGGAGGAUAUACAGCCGGGUGAUGUGCUCAUUGGAUUGCCAUCGUCGGGUGUGCACAGCAACGGGUUUAGUCUGGUGCAUGCGGUGCUGAAGCGUGUGGGACUGGGAUUAGAGGAUAAGGCUCCUUUCAGCGAUCGCACGUUGGGCGAGGAGCUGCUGGUGCCGACAAAGAUCUAUGUGAAGGCGCUGACGCCUCUGCUCGCCCAAGCCGGGCAUGGCAUCAAGGCAUUGGCUCACAUCACCGGCGGCGGCUUGACCGAGAAUAUACCACGUGUCCUGCGCAAGGAUCUCGCCGUGCGUCUCAAUGCCAACACAUUCCAAUUGCCACCGGUUUUCGCUUGGUUGGCAGCCGCUGGAAAUAUAACGGCAGAUGAGCUGCAACGCACCUACAACUGUGGACUGGGACUCGUCCUGGUGGUGAGUCCGCCCCAGGUGAACGCUGUGAUGCAACAGCUUCGCUAUGCGGAACGCGCAGUGAUUGUGGGCGAGGUCAUUGCUCGCAAGGAUGUGAAGAAGCCCCAAGUGCAGAUGCUCAACUUUGAGGAGAAUCUAAAGCGUAGCCAGAAACUGUUGACCCAGCCACGACGUCGUGUUGCGGUUCUCAUCUCCGGCUCGGGCAGCAAUCUUCAAGCGCUCAUCAAUGCGAUAAGGGACUCGGCUCAGGCUGUCCAUGCCGAGAUAGUGCUUGUGAUUAGCAACAAGCCGGAUGUUCUGGGUCUGGAACGUGCCAGCAAAGCGGGCAUUCCAUCGCUGGUCAUUUCACAUCGCGAUUUCGGUAGUCGCGAGGAUUACGAUGCGGAAUUGACGCGUCAUCUGGAGGCGGCACGUGUCGAUCUCAUUUGUCUGGCCGGAUUUAUGCGUGUCCUUAGUGUUCCCUUCGUUCGCCAUUGGCGUGGUCGUCUCAUCAACAUACAUCCCUCACUACUGCCCAAAUAUCCGGGACUCCAUGUCCAGCAGCAGGCUCUCGAUGCCGGCGAAAAGGAAUCCGGCUGCACGGUUCACUUUGUGGACGAGGGCGUCGACACCGGCGACAUUAUUGUCCAGGCCGAGGUGCCCAUUCUGGAGAACGAUGAUGUGAACUCUCUCACGCAACGUAUCCAUCAGGCGGAAUAUUGGGCGUAUCCACGGGCAUUGGCAUUACUUGCCAGCGGCGCUAUCUCUCCCAGUGCCGCGGUGAAGGUCCCCAAUAAAAAGAACUAAACUAA
Messenger RNA from Drosophila innubila, 4275 nucleotides. RefSeq names its product trifunctional purine biosynthetic protein adenosine-3 (gene Gart). Gene Ontology annotation, cellular component: cytosol. Gene Ontology annotation, molecular function: ATP binding; phosphoribosylglycinamide formyltransferase activity; phosphoribosylamine-glycine ligase activity. Gene Ontology annotation, biological process: 'de novo' IMP biosynthetic process; adenine biosynthetic process. NCBI's taxonomy places the organism in Eukaryota, Metazoa, Arthropoda, Insecta, Diptera, Drosophilidae. The record is from RefSeq and is a predicted model, not a curated record.